Molecule: messenger RNA, 1785 nt
Organism: Schistocerca piceifrons (Central American locust)
Lineage: Eukaryota; Metazoa; Arthropoda; Insecta; Orthoptera; Acrididae
Exons: 1
Coding region: 1-1785 (594 amino acids)
Molecular function (GO): catalytic activity
Source: RefSeq, a predicted model, not a curated record
AUGGAAAAAGAUGUAAGUAAAACUGUCCAUCUUAAAUACCAGUGUGACAAUAGUGAGAGGAACAUAAACACCGGACAAAGAUACGAUCCAGGUUUAAUGACACAAACUGAAAAAAAAAAGCAUUGCAUAGUACCAGAAGCAAAGGCAGCAAGUGAAGUGCUUAGUACAUUACAGGAAGGGGAACUAUUACAUUUAAAGCCAACUGUUAGAAUACUUCACCAAAAUGUUCAAUACAUAAACAAUAAAACAGAGGAACUAGAGGUAAUAUUACAGGAGUAUAGGCCAAACAUUCUAGUAGUUACAGAACAUGGGCUAAAAGAAAAUCACAUAGGAAUGUACAACUUGAAGAAUUAUGUGAGAGUAGCCAGUUUUUCCAGAACUUCCUAUAAAGGUGGUGGGGUUGCCAUUUUUUCUAACUAUAAAUCAACUAAAGCCAUAAAUAUAACAAAAUAUGCUAUAGAAUUGAGCUUUGAAGCUACAGCACUGGAAACUAAAAUUGCUGGGAAUUUAUGUUGUGUAUUAGGUUUGUAUCGAUCACCAAAUGGUAUAAUCAAAACCUUCUUUGAACAGCUGGAAGAUAUAAUCCAACACCUCUCAAAAACAUAUGCUUAUUUGAUAAUUAUAGGAGAUCUGAACAUAGACACAAGUAAAAAUACAGACAAUACUAAGACCCUAUUGGACUUAUUGUGCAUAUACAACCUAAAAAUAAAAAUAGAUAAACCAACCAGAGUAACAAAGCAUAGUGAAAUUAUCAUUGAUCAUGUAAUAACAAAUAUUCCUACAUGCUAUUGUGACACACAGGUAAUAAACUCCACAUUAGCAGACCAUUUUGCAAUCAUGAUAGACAUAAAUAUAAAGACUAGUGAUUCAGUGCAGAAGAUAUGGGAGAUGAGAAGACAGAACUACCCACAUAACAUAAAUCUGCUAAACAAGAUGUUAGAGGCAGAAAACUGGGAAACAAUAUAUGCAGCUAAAGAUGCAAACACCAAAUGGAACCAGUUUUUUUCUUUAUUCAAUUAUUAUUAUGAUGUUACAUGUCCUGUUCGUAAAAGGCUUGUCAAACAGCAACAAAAAAAGAAAAGCUGGGUGACUGGAGAAGUAAUCCAUGCCAUAUAUAAUCUGAGAGUGUAUUAUGACCUAUCCAAACAAAAAAAUACUGAGGCCUACAACACACUGUACAAAAUAAAAAAGAAAGAGUACUGUAGUUUUAUCAGAAAAACUAAAGCAUCAUUCAUCAGGAUGUCUAUAGAUAAGGGAAAGAACCGCUCAAUAGGUUUAUGGUCGUUCAUUAAUGAAGAGAGAGGAAAAGUAACAAAUCGGACGGAGGACAUCUGCCCACUGACGAGUGGGAAAAGCAGCGCAAACCCACUAGAAGUAGCCAAUACUUUUAACAGAUAUUGUAUUACUGUAGCAGACGAAUUAAUAAGUCAAAAUAAAACAAAUGCAGUAAGUAAAUUGUUAAACCCCCCACAUACAAAUCAUACUAUGGUUUUCAUACCUACAACGGAUGCAGAAGUGUCAAACCUAAUAAAACAACUUAAAAUUAAACAUUCAUCUGGCUUGGAUGGUGUCACAUCACAUCUCGUAAAGGAAUGCAGAGAAUGUAUAUUAAAACCAUUGACACACAUGCUGAAUGCUGCGAUAGAAGAAGGUAUAUUUCCAGAUUCACUGAAAGUAAGUAAAGUGAAGCCAAUAUUUAAGAAAGGGAACAGGGAUGAAUUAGGAAAUUACAGGCCAAUAUCAUUGAUCUCAACAUUUACUAAAAUCUAUGAAAUGAUAAUAUAG